AUGCCGUUAGCAUCACGCUUCGGCCGUCUUCCUUCGGAGUUCGGUAACACAGUCCUGCGUUGCCCAUGGACAUCGGACGAGCUGCCUCCGACGCACUUUGACUUGAUCUCGGACCUGGAUCCGUCAAGGUCGAGCGUCGAGGAUCCUGUAUCGCCUGCAUCGCUGCCACCCAGGUUGAAAGCGAAGAGCCCUGUCCUGCUGCACGGCCACGCUCUGCGACAGGCGACAGGCGUCAACGGCAAGUCCGGGACCUGUCCCGACCGGAAUAGCCGCCAACCGCUCACCAUCCACGAGUGGUUCCUUGCCCGUCCGCGAGUGUAUUGA
Messenger RNA from Trametes versicolor FP-101664 SS1, 324 nucleotides. RefSeq lists its product as uncharacterized. Lineage: Eukaryota; Fungi; Basidiomycota; Agaricomycetes; Polyporales; Polyporaceae. The coding region runs from base 1 to 324 and encodes 107 amino acids. The transcript is spliced from 2 exons. The record is from RefSeq and is a predicted model, not a curated record.